AUGUCUUGGGAUCAGGAUGUGUUCUUUGUUGGGCUUAUGGAGACAAAGUUGUCUAGCAUUGAUAGAAAGGAGGUUGAUUGUCUUAUAAGGAGUGAGUGGGAGUUUUUUCACUACCCUGUUGUUGGUACAUCUGGUGGUAUUCUGGUGUUUUGGAAUAGAAAGAUGGUGACCUUUGAUGCUAUGGAAGCCACUUCACAGGUGGUCAUUGGCAAUCUUUUAGUUCCCACCUUGGGAACGUGGAGAAUUGCUACUGUUUAUGGUAGUAGGUGCUGCAAGGAGAGGAGUGAUCUUUGGAAUCAUUUAGAGAAGAGCUUGGAGAAUGAUAUUCCUUCUAUUAUAGGUGGAGACUUCAAUUGUAUUACUAAUAAGGAGGAGAAGAGAUGUGGAAAGAGGUUCUUGUUCUCUAAAGGACCUAGGGAGAUGAAAGGCUUCAUGAUGAAUGCUAAUUUUCAUGAUGUUGGCUAUGUGGGGCCUCGGUUUACUUGGUGUAACAAUAAGGAGGGUGCUUCUCGGAUAUGGGAGAGGCUGGACAGGUGUAUGGUCAAUUCUGUUGCUAUUCAGAAAAUUCCUUUAGUGGUUACUAGACAUCUUGCGAGAUUGGCUUCUGAUAAUUGUCCAAUUGUCAUUAAGAUGGAUGAAAAGGUGCGGCUCAAGUCUAAGGCUAUCAGCUUUGAGGAUACAUGGAGGUCUUACUCUACAGCCAAGAGUAUUGUUUUUCACUCUUGGAGCAAGAAGGAUUUUGGAGAUGAGUUUAUGAUCCUACAAAGGAAGCUUAAUCUCACUUUAAAAGCUUACUUUUUCUGGAAUAGCAACAAAUGUAAAGAUUUGAAUGUGCUAAAGGAGAAAUUGAAAAAAGAGAUCCUUGAACUUCAGAACAAGGAAGCAUUGGGUGUCAAUUUGUCGGAUGAUGAUCUGUUGGUUCUUAGAAAUAAAGUCCAUGAACUUAAUGUCACCUUGAAGAGGCUUUCUACUUGGUGGAACCAAAGGGCAAAGGCUAGGUGGAUGAGGAAGGUGAUACAAAUUCCAAAUUAUUUCAUAGCUAUGCCACGGCUAGAAGGAAUGGGAAUAUGA
Messenger RNA from Dendrobium catenatum, 1071 nucleotides. RefSeq lists its product as uncharacterized. NCBI's taxonomy places the organism in Eukaryota, Viridiplantae, Streptophyta, Magnoliopsida, Asparagales, Orchidaceae. The record is from RefSeq and is a predicted model, not a curated record. Bases 1 to 1071 code for a protein of 356 amino acids. The transcript has a single exon.